UGGUAGAAAAUUGACCAAAUUUAUCGCUUUUCACGUUUAUUUCCACUACUUACUUAAAAAUGGAGUAAAUACGCCUUGUUGGGUGUUAAAUAUAGCCACAACGUGAGUAAUUUUUGCACGCAAGAAAGACGAUCAAAAGUUCUUUCGUCAAGCUUGGCCGCCAUGAGUGAACAGCUGAAAUACAUCGUAGACGAACUGAAUAAGGAGCCUUUCAAGAGGAAUUAUAAUCUGAUAAGGUAUACAUUUCACUUUUUUCAUGAUACUGAGAAUUUCAAGGCGAAUAUAUAACUUGUGAGCUCAUACAAUUUUGGAAUUUAUUGCCAGUGAUAAUAAAUUACAUAUGUGACAAAUUUAUAUGAAAUAAAUCAUAUAUGAGAACCAAAUGAAGAAUGAUCCCAGCAGUUGUGAACACAUUUCUGCAGUUCUCAUAUAUGAUUUAUUUCAUAUACAUUUGUCACAAUCAUCUCUUACGGGAACGUAUGAACACAUAAUUGACCAGCUGCCAACGUCAGUGGCUUCAUAGCUAGGUAGUUGGUUAGAGCAUCGCACUGGUAUCGCAAGGUCAUGGGUUCAAAUCCCAUGGAAGUCCUGAAUUUUUUUCAGGCUUCAUGCCUAAGUAAUUGGAGGGUAGGUGCCAUCACAUGCACGCUUAAAUGGCUUUUUUUUUUCACUGCUCGGCAAAAAAAAUUCUUGGAAUUUCUUGUGUUUUGAUUUUAAAAACCUAAAAUAUCACAAAUUUUGUUGUAGUUAUGAUUAAUUGGUAGCAGAUCUUCUUGUCAUCCAAUUUGGUCUGUAAUCAUACUCGUGAUUAAUCAAAUCGGAGUCCCACUACGCGGUCGUCUGAUUUUGUUUAUCACUCAUAUCAUUACAGACCGAACUGGACUCUGUUCCGUUACCAUUAUUUAAUUUGAUGAUAGAUGAAAUUUUUCUUUCAGUUUUGAUUCUCUUCAACCACUGCAGUUACUGCAAGUACUAAAUGAUGUGUUUGCAGAGAUUAAUCCUCAGGUAAUGUAAUAUUGAGGUAACAAAAGCAAAAAAAGUUCAUAUGAUAACAAAACAUAAUGUGCUUCCCAUCUGACACCAUACCAGUAACAGACGCUAGGAAUUUGGUGGUCAAUGUAAUUUUAAUAUUAUUGUAUUCAUAUUUUAUUUUGUAGCACAAAAUAGAUCUUCGUGAUGAAGACCCUGAACAAAUGGCAAAGAGAAUGUUUACAUUCUUGAGAAUUCUUAAAUUCAAGCCAAAAACAGAAGCAGGGAGUCUGUAAGUAAUAUCUAGAUCUUGUUAUCCAUAACAGUCAAAACAGUGAAACUACGAACACUAAACCCCAAAUUUUUCAGGAGUGUUUAUUGUGUUAUGACCAGUAACAACAAAGAUCAGGACAGGUGAUCUAGCUACAAACAUGUAAAUGUUCUUGCUUGGGGUUUAGUUUCUCACACCCAAUUGGCUUUAUUCUUGCAACCCAAUAAUGAUUACAUUCCAGAAAUAUUUCUGCUGUUCACGGUUUUCCCAGUUUGACUGUAAGAACUCAACAAUUCUAACUCCUUUUAACUCUUUGAACCAUUCUGUCAGGCAAAAUAAAUUUCUCUCUUUUUUUUAUCAUUCUUUUUAGGAGUGCCUUCCGUAAUGGGCUCAUCCAAGGUGACAAGCUGGUUGUGUAUCCCAUUUUACAAUGGCUGUUUGAAAACCUGGCAGAAUUAAAGAAAAGAGCUUACCUGGCAAGAUACCUUGUUAAACUUGAUGUGCCUCCAGACCAGCUGGCUGAUCAGGAACUUUAUGAGCUUCAUGAAAAUGUAAGUAUAACCUUUAAUAGAUUAACCGUGGCAGGAUUAGCUCAGUUGUUAGGGCGCUUGACAGCAGAGCAGGAGGUCGCGGGUUCGAUUCCCGGGGGUUGGACCAAUACUCAAGGUCUUGAAAUAACUGCGAAAUGAAGGUACUUCCUUUGCACUGCAAGCGGCUAGACCUUCGCGUGGCUCGGAUGACCACAUAAAAUGGCAGUCCCGUCUCCAGUUGGAGAUGUAAAAAUAUUGUCCCCAUUUAGUACUUUCUUGCUAAAUACUUUCACACUCAAGUAAAGUGCAGUUUAUUCAUUCUCAGAGACCCAGGGCAGCUGGUCCUGCAGAUAACUUUUUCCUGGGUGAAAGAUAACUUUGUAGUCCCAACUAGCUGACCCUGUGAAUUUGAGGUGAUAGAUGGUUAUCCUCACACAUGUUGAAAUAUGAAUUUUUGCCAAGGUUAUUAUGUUUCCUGGGGUUUAAGUCACUUGUACAUGUAUUGAUAAUGCGUUUGAUUAUUUCUAAUUAGUAUUUAGAAAUGAUGGAACAAUUUAAAGAGUUGCACAAGACAGUGGAACAACUAAGGACAUCUGGAUUAUCAACAGGAGAAAUGAAAAAGGUUAGGCGAUCAUUUUAGCACCUGUUAUUCUAAUUUUGCGCAUAUUGCAGAAGGUUGGUUGAGGAAAUGGCUCUGGUACCACAAUUUAAUUCAAAGAUAUCAGGUUAAAGUUCACUUCUGAUGAUGCACCUGUAAGUUUCAACCCCUCUUAAAAUCAUUACACUUUUAUUUUGUCAUACUUUGAACUUUAAAAUUAAUUUAUGUAUUUUUUUAAAUUUUGCACAGGAUAUAGUGAAUAUGGAGGAUGAAAAGGAGCAACUUCACAAGAGAAUUGACAGGAUGCAGAAAAAGGUAUGGCACAGUUUACAUCUAUGGUAAAACGCCAUGGCAUCUUUGCAAAGAUUUAAAAUGGAAGUCAUUAUAACUUUAUUUUCUGUUAAAACUUUUUAAGGUCGAAAAUGUGAGGAACUACGAAAAGAUGUUACAAGCAGCUCGGACUUUGCGGGUUGAAAGAGAGAAAGAACACACUCUUGCUCAGCAAAAACUGGAACAGAAAAACCAGGUUAGUUUUUCCAAAAAUAUCAUUCAUUUUGAACUGCGACAGCUUGGGAAUUUUCGUUACUUUCCAGCUGAAAACUUUCUGAUCAAGGAAUAUCAUUGUUCUUUGAUUGUAGUUUGUCCACUCAGAACAGCGUUAUCAACGCAUGCAGCAACAAUUGAAGGAUCUGAGAGCACAGGGCGUCGGCACAACUGGAGCAGGUACAGUAGACUCUCUCUUAAUGGAUAAUACUUAGAGUUGUUCCCCGCCUCUGUUUACUCCCCGAUGGACAUCACUUAUACUUUGACACUUCGUGCUGCUCCCAAAGUUGUCCAUCUUAGAGAGAGAUGACUAUAUCUUUUUUAUUAUUUUGAUAUGACCUGAAGUGUUCACAGUUUGCUGAUCCAAUUCAAGAUCUGAGCCUCAAUAUUUUAUACCUGCACAAAUUUCUUUAGCCGGGUAUUUAUUCAAAUUCUGGGCUGUUAUGUUGUUUUAGGCCAAUAAAAAGUGAAUAAACUAAUUUGCCCUGAUUGAUUUUUAAAAUCUGCCAAAUGGCAACUCCUAGUUUGGGCAAAAUGUACUCUACUUUGCAUCUAAGAAGAGCUUGAUGUUGAAUAUUUCCAUGAAGUUAACUGAUGACUAUUCUGUUGAUGACAAAUAAAGAGACAAUUUAGAUGGUGUUUUUACUUACAGAUCUUAUAAAGAGGCUGGAAGAGGAAAACAAGGUUAACAUGUAUCUUUGUCAAGAAAAACUGCCAAAGGUAUGAUGUUUCAGCUUCUACCUACAUUAAAAACAGUCGUUGCCAACAAGUGGCCUCGCGAAGACUCGAGGCUGUGAGGCGAUAGCAUUAUAAAGCCAUAUGUGAAACUUCCAUGGCAGAAUGAAUCUUGAAGCAAUGUACCAUGAGUGCUCAUACAUUUGUUGUUUGAAUUAAAAGGAACUGGAAGGCAAAAAGAAGUAUGCACAAGAUUUGCAGAAGGUUGCAGAUGAACCAGCCAUGGGACAGAAUGACAUUGAUGAACUCAACAAACGAGUAAGACAGAUAUAUUUUUACUUCAAAGAUAAAAUUCUUUUCGGGAAAACCACAUUAAUUUUGUCCAUUACAGUAACAGUUAAGAUUUGUUUUGUAACUCAAAAAACUCCACAUAACUCUGGUGAUACCCUUAGAUUCAUUAGCAUUGUAGCAUUGUACUAAGGGAAGAAGUGGCAAAACUUCUACCUCAGCUUGCAGCUAGCAUCUGAGUUUUUUCUCUGUUAUUAAAGGCAAAUGAAAGGUAUAAGAGAACAGGGCAACUUUCUGCUAAAGUGCAUAUUAAAUAUUUGAUCAGUAAAGUUAGAUCUUGAAUUAAUUGUAUAUAACUCGGGGUUUAUGGCUCUGAGGACUUUAAAUUUGGUUGGCCCAAAAACUGAAAGAAUAAGACAGAAAAAUGUGUUGAAAAGACGGCUGUCUCUUGGAAAUUGUAAUCAAGGAACGUUAGUUACUGUUUGUUUAAAUUGCAGAUCAAGCAGCUGUCUGCAGAGAUCAACUCACUGAUUGAAAAAAGGAUGGUGAGGAAUGACCCCAUUGAUGACAAGCUGUCCCUUUUCAGACAACAAGUAAGUGACUUUUUGACCUUUCUUUCAUAAGUUAAGUUAAUUUCUAAGAGUAAAAAGAAUAUUUAAUUCAAUAAAUAGUGGUGGUAGUGAAGUUUUGAGUCAAUUAAGAUGUCAAAGGCAUCAGAGAUUGCCAAGGUAGAUGGCAGGUUAACGAUUGAAGCCCCAUUAUCCACAUACAAAUUCUCCAAACUGAUCUCUAUACAUUCCCUCAAAGAAUUAGUUGAGAGAAUUUGAGAAAAGAUCAAAGCAUUUUUCUCGGAUGAUCAUUUUAUUAAUUCUCAUAACCUUAUCUCUUGACAAUCUAUGGAUAUUGUCGGGACAAAAUUGAUGUUGGUCGCUAUUGGCACCAUAAAGGCUUAAGAGUAUUUUCAAAAUUAUUUGGAAUGAAGAGCAAAAUAGUGAAGACAGUUGUGGCUUAAGUUCAAAUAAACAACUGUACACUAGCUUGGCAGGCGUAUCCUAGAACCACUGAUGAAUAAAGAGACUAAGUAAUCAUUUUUACAUGUCACCGAAUGAAUGUAGUCCUUCAGUCUUUCAUGAAUCAAUGUCCAUCCUCAGAGGGAAGGACCUUCCAUCUUUUGAGCAGUUGUAUCCGUGUUUCCAUCUUAUUGUCUUUCUAUUUCUCUUAUUCCAAAGGCUUCAAUAAUAGCGCGCAAGAAAGAAGCCGCUGCAGAGAAACUUCAAGAGGCGAUGGAUGAGGUAGCUGACCGUUAUUUCAUGAAAUAAAAGUGAUUUAUUUUGUAAUUAAUGCAAUGAUUGAUCGAGGGUUUUUGGGCUUGUUAAUUUCACGCCACAAGACGCCUCAAGACGGAGAUGGAUAUAUAAGGGGGUGGAACUGAAGUGGGGAUGUUUAGUUGUACAAUCGUUCUGUGAAACGUCAUUGGAAAUUCGUUCAGGAUGGGGAGAGCUCUUUGGCUAAAAUUUUUAAAAGAGAGUCUGAAGCUAACUGCCGUUUUGCAGGGGUUAGGGGCUGAGGGAAGGUUGAAUGUUGUGGGAGCAUAAACUUCUUUUGGAAGGGACCGUAAGUAACAACAACGGCGACGGGAGGGAAAACGUUACAUGUACUUUCCAAGUGAAACUUUGCUGAGAUUACGCCACUCAAUUUGUCAAAUAUAGCCUUGGCGAAUUCCCCUACAAGGUUCUAAAAGAGAACGAAGAAUUCGCUGUCGUGUGGUUUUCCUCCUCUAUCAGGACCAUAAAACGUCGUACUGUUUUGUUUCGUAUUUUUAAUUUCGCGUUGCAAUAACCGUAGUUCUUAUUUUUAUCGAGAGGUUUAAACUAUUUGUUUGUGUGUAACUUCAAGGUUUCCAGUGCGGAGGCUGACUACCAGAAAAAGAAGGAACUGCUUAAGGAAAGUGAAGGAUCCGAGGUGUUAAAAGGAGACGAGGUAUGUUUCAAUAGCAGAAGCAAUCUCCGAAUAUUAGAGACCUUUAGAUUCUAAGACGAAAACGAAUACGAGUACGAGAUUUUCUCAAUAGUAAGUAGCUCUCGCGCGUGAGGCAGCGUCAUUUUGGCGGGAAAACGUGAUAGCUGUCGUCAUUCUACUACGACGGAGUUUUAGCGAGAGUGUCGUAGUGACGGGAACAAGUUAUAAAAUGUUAGUAGUUUAAGCAUUUUGCAAUCGGGAGAGUUCUUAACCUCCUUCAAUAACGAUAACAGUGCUAACAUCUCUGGUGAAAAAAAGGGCAAUUAAGAACUCCGGGGUGUCUAUUUUUUGACAAUACGUUAAAUCAAAUCUCGUACUCGUAGUCGUUGUACUCCUCGAAUCUAUUAAAGGUCUCUAUUAACCUUUAUAUUUUGCACUAAAACCUUUCACAAAUACUAUUAUGGUCUCUUCCCAAUUGCAGUUCAAGAGGUACGUGAAUAAGCUGAGAGGAAAAAGUACUGUGUAUAAAAAGAAACGACAAGAGGUAGGUAAAUCAACUUGUUGUAAACCAAGAAGGGUAUAAUUAUUUUCAGCAUGUCUAAAGCAUGAAAUUUGACAGACGUACGCGAGCAUGGAGUUUUUACUUAUCCGAGUUUUUCAUUUUCAUAAGUCGCACCUUUGCGAUGAUCUUCUUUGCAUUUAUUUCUUCAUUCCGCGGUCCCAAUAUAUUCAUCUGGUCAUUUCCUCUUCAUCUUUGCCGUGUAUAUUACGAACCAAUUUAAUGACCAGUUCCCAGUUGGCAUAAUAGCUCCGCUGCACUGGUAUCGCAGAGGUCUAGGUUCAUAUCCCGACAAGGCUGAAUUGUUUCAGGCUUUCUUUACGCAACUGCAUAAGUUACGUUUUUAACACCCUGUGAGCACAGACGGUCCAAACUCACGUUACGAGGAAAAAAAGACGCGUGACCUUUGUGCUGGACGCGCCGGUGUCGCGUUACAGGCGACCUUUGAAAAUAAGAGACUUUGUAUGAGAAAUAAUAUACUGAGAUCUGCAAACGCUAAAUAACGUUAAAUCUCCUUCAAUGAAAUGAAUAGAAAAGACGUAGCUGCGAUGUUUUGGUUUACGGCGCGUCCAGCACAAAGGUCACGCGUCACCUUCCCUCGUAACGUGUGUCAGGGCCGCCUGUGCUGCGAGCGUAGCCUCCUUUUGCCUUUUUCUUGAUAGAGGUGAGCGCGCCAAAUUUGAGGAAGCAAAAGAAACGCUCUGCUAGCAAGGCGCGUUUUUAACUGGAGUGUUCUCCUUUGCACAUAUUUUUAAAGUUCUAUUUGUCUUUUCUGUUUUUAGUUGGCGGAGCUUCGUGCGGAGUAUGGUGUUCUUGCCAGGACAGAAGAAAUCCUUAAAGCGAAGGACGACACCUUCCAGCAACAGAUGGUAAUGAUUUAACCUUUUUACUGCAAAAUUUAACUUUUAAGAGAGGUCUAAUUUUUUGAAAAGGAUGAAUAAUUUCAUUUCAUUGCUGCCAUGAACGCUCACUAUUUCAUCAAUGCCGACAAUCUGUUGUUGAGUAUGAAGUCCCUACUCACAUGUAACCUGCGUGACAGGUGUUAAAAGGGGAAGGGGAAGGAGGAAUUUGGGCGCGCGAGAGCGCGUGGGGCACUCCCCUCCUCCCUCCUCCCUCGCGCGUCGUCUCGAGCCCUAAUUCCCUUCCCCUUCCCUUUCGAACGCCUGCCACGCAGGUUAACUCAUAUGGUGCUCUGUAUUGUUCCUUUAUAGGCGAACUUGGAGGCCAAAAAGGGCGUGUCAGGUUUCCAUGAGACACAAGAACAACUGGAAAAUGUGUCUACCAAGAAAAGUGAACUGGAUGAACAGAAGGGGAAAACACUGGAGGAUAUCUCUGAACUGGUAGGGAGGAGAUGGAUGGUUUCUUAUGUACAACAAUUGGUUCAUACGCAGGGGAGUGGACUAAAGAAUUCAAACUCACAGGUUUUUCAUCAUGAUGGGAAGGGGUUCCACGGUACCAUUUUUGGCAAAUGCCACAAGUGUAAAUAAUACAGGGUUGGUUCAGGUGUUGUUUUUUUUAUGUUAUUUACUAGUAAGUGGUCAUUUUUUUCUUCAGGUUCGCCAGUUAAAUGCCACAAUUUCCGAUAAGAAGAGCUCUUUGGCUCCAAUCAUCAAGGAACUGAGGCCUAUGAGACAAAAAUGCCAGGUACUCAGUUCUCGCUUUUCUUCCUUCGUUUCCCUUGUAUGUCCGAUGUUCAUGUUACAUAUCAUUGCGUUUUAAUUUGUUUUUUAACAUUUGUCGUUAAUUCUCUUUGUUACAAUCAACUGUUGUAAUUUCUAAAAGGAAAUGAGUGGAGAGUACGAAGAAAAGAAAGCUGCGUACGAGAAUUUAGCUGCAGGACUCGAGAGCAACAUGUCAAAAUUAGAACAGGUACGAAAACUUUGCAAGAAUUUCUUUAAAUGACAAAAUUCAGUAACUCUUAUUGAAAUGAUCACACUCUAGAUUUUCGUCCACAAACUCAAAAGUAAAUAAUAAUGAUGACGAUGAUGAUAAUGAAUGCUUCAUUUAUCUUGCAAAAAAAUAAAUCAGCUGAGUUUAAAAAAGAAACAGCUGGUAUAAACCUAUGCGCGGUAAUAAAAUAUUUCAAGAUGAGAACGAUAGAACAACUCAAAUCACACCUCUCAUCAUUUGACUUUCAUUGAAAGGAUUGUCUUGCUUAAUAACAUUCGGCGUUUUUGUUUUUAGGAAGUACGCGUACUUCGUGAAGAAAUAACACAUGAAGAAGGCCGCUACCAUUAUUUACACUGCAUGUUAAAGGUAAGACAAACCCGCUCGUUUGAGACGUUUUUGAUAUUGUUUAACUAAUUUGAUAAACUUGCAUUAGGCCGAAAUUGCACGCUGUUGUGUUAAUUUAUUUUUAUUUUCCCCAUCAUUCAGGUACUUGAAGUACAACAGAAGCGAAUUGAUGAUGAACUGAAGGCUUACCGUUCCGCGGAUACUGCAGAUCGUAAAAAGUCCUUCAGGUACUCAGAUAGAUGACUGUUUUAUGUUAAACAAGUCCCAGCCCCCCUCCUCCCCUUUCCAUUUACUAAGGCCCUGUUUACAUGGAGGUGCAGGAUCCCAGGUAGAUGAGGGGUAACCUGCUGCGAGUCACCCCACCUAUCAUGUAAACGUGGUUGAAUUAAAAUUAGAGAUUAUAAGGAAAGGCGGGUUACCCCACCUACCUGCUGGCCCCCACCUCCAUGUAAACAAGCCCUAAAACUGAAUACGACCUACGUUGCGCAGCGAUUGUCAAGCGUGACCCUUUGCUUAAAAAAAGAAAAUGUUUAUACUGGGUUUUAGCGCUUUAGUUUGAUUUCGAGGACUUAACCAAGUAUCGCAAUAGGUUUUUCGGGAUGCAGGAUUUGACUUAUUCAAAGACCGGGAUUUAGGAAAGUAUAAGUAUGUUUGGGUUGAGGGAUGCCGAAAUUAACCGUCGGGAUUACAGGAUUAGAAGGUCGGGUUGAUGGGAUUGAAGACCCCCGUGAAAUUUAUAACCUUUCCUAAACAUUGUGGUUUCUUUUAGGGAGCAGUUUACUAAAAAGAUUCAAGAACAAGAAAAUUUGGGAAAGGUAUGAAAGACAACAAAGCAUCACUGAACCUCGUUACCCUGUUCAAGCUCUUAGAUUAAGCUUUACUUUUUGAUUCCUUCAGAGUCUGCGCGAUAAACAAAAAUCUGUACGAGAAAACCAAGCACCUAACAUGAAACAAAUGAAGAUGUGGAGCGUAAGUAAAAACCCGGUCAAAAUCUUAGUUCAACAACUAGAACUGUUUUGAUUAUCAAAACACGGAAGCGUUAGUGUAUUAUUAAUGUAGCAUUACUAGGGGUAAUGGUGGUAUAUACAUGUAUAUGAAGUAUGCGUGUAGAUAGUUAACGUAUAAUGUGUGUGUAAAAUGUAUGUAUUAUGUAUGCAAUAUGUAUGUAGCAUGUAUGUAAUUUGUAUGUGAAAUGUAUGUAGUAUAUAUGCAGUAUGUAUGUAACAUGUAUGUAAAAUGUAUGUAGUAUGUAUGCAGUAUGUAACAUGUAUGUAAUUUGUAUGGAAGAUGUAUGUAGUAUAUAUGCAGUAUGUAUGUAACAUGUAUGUAAAAUGUAUGUAGUAUGUAUGCAGUAUGUAACAUGUAUGUAAUUUGUAUGUGAAAUGUAUGUAGUAUAUAUGCAGUAUGUAUGUAACAUGUAUGUAAAAUGUAUGUAGUAUGUAUGCAGUAUGUAACAUGUAUGUAAUUUGUAUGUGAAAUGUUGUAGUAUGUAUGCAAUAUGUAUGUAGCAUGUAUGUAAUUUGUAUGUGAAAUGUAUGUAGUAUGUAUGCAAUAUGUAUGUAGCAUGUAUGUAAUUUGUAUGUAAAAUGUAUGUAGUAUGUAUGCAAUAUGUAUGUAGCAUGUAUGUAAUUUGUAUGUAAAAUGUAUGUAGUAUGUAUGCAAUAUGUAUGUAACAUUUAUGUAAUUUGUAUGUGAAAUGUAUGCAGUAUGUAUGCAAUAUGUAUCAAGAUGUAUGUUAUUGUAUGAAAAUGUAUGUAGUACGUAUGCAAUAUGUAUGUAAUUUGUAUGUAAAAUGUUUGUAGUACGUGUGCAAUAUGUUUGCAGCAUGUAUGUAAUUUUUUAUGUAAAAUGUUUGUAGUACGUGUGCAAUAUGUAUGUAGCAUGUAUCUAAUUUGUAUGUGUAAUGUAUGUAUGCGCUGGGAAAAGCAUAUGAUGUAUCCAUGCGAGUGUCUGGGUACUGCGAUGAGGUCGAGUUAUUAUGCGGUAGCAAGAGAGAAUGAUCGUAGCUCAUUCACUCUUGGCGGUAAUGAGGGGUUUCAGCUCUGUAGCAGUCACCUAAACUGUUCUAAAAUAAUUUCUUACUCUUUCAAUCCAGGAUCUUGCAAAAUUGUUAGAGUGCAAGAGAACCUGUAUGUUGAAGCAAGAGCAAGACAACCAGAGUGGGGCGGCUACCCUGACACAUCAGGGGCAAGAUGGAGAAAAUUUGUUGGUGCUUUGA
Messenger RNA from Porites lobata, 10845 nucleotides. Lineage: Eukaryota; Metazoa; Cnidaria; Anthozoa; Scleractinia; Poritidae. The record is from the annotation of a GenBank genome assembly.